GUUUUUUUGGGACUUGCUCUUUUUCUCUUCUCCAAAGCUUUGUUCAUCUGCAAAUGCACACGCUCUCAUUCUCCAUUUUCCCCAAAUCCAAGUAUAUGAGAAAGAUGUUUUCGGAUCAUUUAACUGAUGAGAGUUGAAAUGAAUGGCUAAAAUUUGGGGCUGACAGGUGAUUGGUGAAGCUUUAGGUGUUCAGUUAUUGUGGUGGGUUUCAGGUGGAAUUUAGGACUGAUAUAGUCGUUUGUCUAGGAAUUUAUGUUUGGGAAUUUGGAAAACUAGUGGCUUCAAGUAAAAGUACUUACAUGGGAAUUCAGACAAUGGGGUCUCAAGGUGAUAGUGGUAGUAAUGGCAAACAGUCACAGUUUCAGCAUUUAACAUGGCAAAAUUCGAUGUAUAGUCUUACGCUGGAUGAGGUUCAAAAUCAGUUGGGUGACUUGGGAAAACCUCUAAGUAGCAUGAACCUAGAUGAGCUUCUCAAGAAUGUAUGGACAGUGGAGGCUAACCAGACUUUUGGUAUGGAAACUGAAGGCACAGCACUGACCAAUCAAACUACUCUGCAGCGUCAGGCGAGUUUUUCAUUAACUAGUUCUUUGAGCAAGAAGACAGUUGAUGAGGUUUGGAGAGAUAUUCAACAAAGCAAAAAUGAUGGGGAAAAGAAAUCUAGAGAAAGGCAGCCUACCCUUGGAGAAAUGACAUUGGAGGAUUUUCUUGUGAAAGCAGGAGUUGUUGUUGAAGCGUCUACAGAUAAAGGUGGUGCUUCUGUUGCUGGGGUUGAUCUAAGUGUUGCACCGCAGUUUGCACAACAAGGUCAGUGGAUGCAGUACCCACAAUAUCAGCAUCCACAACAAGGCAUAAUGGGGGUUUAUAUGCCAGCCCAACCUAUGCCACAGCCUUUAGCCAUAGGGGCUACUGCUGUAAUGGAUGUCUCUUACCCAGAGAACCAGGUGCCAUUGCCAUCGCCUUUGAUGGGAACAUUAUCAGAUACACAGGCAUCUGGAAGGAAAAGAGGUGCCCCUGAGGACAUGGUUGAAAAAAAUGUUGAAAGGAGACAGAAGAGGAUGAUAAAGAACAGGGAAUCUGCUGCACGUUCACGAGCAAGGAAGCAGGCUUAUACUAAUGAACUGGAGAACAAAGUUUCACGUCUAGAAGAGGAAAAUGAGAGGCUGAGGAAACGAAAGGAGCUGGAGAAGAUGCUGCCUUCUGCACCACCUCCUGAGCCAAAAUAUCAGCUUCGUAGAACGUCAUCAGCCCCAUUCUAACAAUCGCCUACUGGCUAGUGUGAGAGUUUUGCAUAUACCGUGAGCUUCUGGCUUCUGUUUCUGGUUUCAAUUGAGGCAUAAGCUAAGUGACCAAAACAAUCUGCAUCUUCUAGAGGCAGCUGUUGUUUCAUAUGCUGCUGACGGUUGCUUCUUCCUUCUGAGAGGUUUUUCAUGUAUCUACUUUUUACAGUGAAGUCAAUUCAAGUAGAAAUAUUCAUGUUACCAUUUGUACUUUCUAAACAUUGUGUGUUAAGAUAGUAAGAUUUGUCCCUAAAUGUGUAGUUUUGAGCGUUUUUUACCUCUUGAUAUGAGCAUUUCGCCAUUUUAGUGAAGUUUAUAAUACAACAAAACACACGCAUACAAAC
Durio zibethinus is the source of this 1621-nucleotide messenger RNA. RefSeq names its product ABSCISIC ACID-INSENSITIVE 5-like protein 2. Lineage: Eukaryota; Viridiplantae; Streptophyta; Magnoliopsida; Malvales; Malvaceae. Gene Ontology annotation, biological process: positive regulation of DNA-templated transcription. The record is from RefSeq and is a predicted model, not a curated record. Gene Ontology annotation, molecular function: DNA-binding transcription factor activity. Gene Ontology annotation, cellular component: nucleus.